Aedes albopictus (Asian tiger mosquito) is the source of this 4509-nucleotide messenger RNA. Its product is annotated as 1-acylglycerol-3-phosphate O-acyltransferase Pnpla3. Gene Ontology annotation, cellular component: lipid droplet; membrane; cytoplasm. Gene Ontology annotation, molecular function: triacylglycerol lipase activity. The record is from RefSeq and is a predicted model, not a curated record. Gene Ontology annotation, biological process: lipid homeostasis; triglyceride catabolic process. The transcript has 10 exons. Bases 982 to 3114 code for a protein of 710 amino acids. NCBI's taxonomy places the organism in Eukaryota, Metazoa, Arthropoda, Insecta, Diptera, Culicidae.
GCGGCGUGGAAAGGCAAAGUCGUGGCGAGAUACGCGCGAUGUCUAAUCAGCAGCGACGACGUCGUCGUCGUCGUCGUCAGUACGUUACACACUGCUGCCUCGUCCUCGUCCUUCCGUUCCGUUCCAUGUGGCCUGUCGCAGCGCAGCUGAUUGAAUCCCGCACCGCCAACAAAACCACCGAACGCGACCGCACAGGGCACAGUAUAAAACGACGGCUCCUAGCUAGCGGUAGCUUUUAGUUCAGUUCCAGCUGGUCAGGCAGGCGAUUGCAAGCUGCUUACAACCAACAUACUUUCUUCUCACCACUUUGAGUUUGAGUGGAUUCUGCUACAGUUGUUUUAUUUGUUCCGAUCUUUGUUUUGAUUCGUUGAUCCGGACGGUUGUUGUGAAAAUUGAAGACGAAAAAACAAUCGAACCAGCUUAUAGUAUAGUGUAUUUGGAACGUGCGCACGCAGUGUGACUCUAGUUGGAGGAACUGAAACCGCGAGGAAGCAUCAUCGAUCGAUUGCGCGUCGUGAUUAGAGGCGAUUCGAGUGAGACUGGAGAAUCAUGUAAACUGGAUAUCGUUCCACAAACAGUUUCAACCAUUGAAUUGUGAAUAAACUUCCAGACAGCGAAGAACGAUCUGUCAGUGAUUGCGCAUAAAACGGCCGGUUCUUUUUACUUGAGUGAAACCACAAAAUCUUCCAAGACACAAGAAGUGUGAGUGUAGUGAUCGACCAGUUUCGGGUGCUCAUUUUUUUCGCUUUCCUGACAAAAAAAACAAGAACCAAUUGCGGACGGAAAGUUUCGGGCAUUUCGGCAAAAUCGGAAGAACCCUACGGAAGCGUUUCUCGGAAAGCAUUCCUUGUUCCUUUUUUACUGGAUUUUCGUUUUAUUGUAAGUGACUAGUGACCCAGAAAGCGACACCGACACCGACUCCGUAGGACUCGGUUUAAUUGUUUCCCGUAUCGUUAAUUCCCCGAACCGGUCGUCGGUUGUAUGGCCACCAAGAUGAAUCUGUCAUUUGCUGGAUGCGGAUUUCUCGGAAUCUACCACGUUGGAGUGGCCGUCUGUUUCAAAAAGUAUGCACCCCAUCUGCUGUUGCAUCGGAUUAGCGGAGCCUCGGCCGGCUCGCUGGCCGCCUGCUGUCUGCUGUGUGAUAUGCCCUUAGGUGAGAUGACCUCGGACUUCUUUCGGGUGGUCAACGAAGCACGCAGCCACUCGCUCGGUCCGUUCAGCCCACGGUUCAACAUCCAGACGUGCCUGCUGGAGGGUUUGCAGAAGUUCCUGCCGCCGGAUGCACACGAGCGGGUCAACGGCAAGUUGCACAUCUCGCUGACCCGCGUCUACGACGGCAAGAACGUCAUCGUGUCGCAGUUCAACAGCCGGGAGGAUUUGCUUCAGGCCCUGCUCUGCGCGUGCUUCAUCCCGGUAUUUUCCGGCAUUCUGCCGCCCCGCUUCCACGGCGUACGCUACAUGGACGGAGCCUUCUCGGACAAUCUGCCCACCCUGGACGAAAACACCGUCACCGUGAGCCCCUUCUGCGGCGAGUCGGACAUCUGCCCCCGCGACAACAGCUCCCAGAUGUUCCACGUCAAUUGGGCCAACACCAGCAUCGAGCUGUCCAAGCAGAACAUGAACCGCUUCGGACGGAUCCUGUUUCCCCCGCGGCCGGAAAUCCUGUCCUCGUUCUGCCAGCAGGGCUUUGACGACGCGUUGAACUUCCUGCAUCGCAACAAUCUGAUCAGUUGCACCCGGUGCCUCUCGGUGCAGUCGACCUUUUCGCUGGCCGAUCAGCCGACACAGCUCGAGGAUCAGCUCCUGGAGGAGUACGAUCCGGAGUGCAGCGAGUGCAAGGAGUGCAACGAACACCGGCAGAACGCCCUGGACGGCAGCAUGCCCGACACGGUGCUGACCGUUUUCCAGACGUACAUCGAGGAGGCCAACAAAGGACUGAUGAACUGGGUGUUCCGACACCGAGGAGCGAGACUGCUGAAGGCAUUGUCACUUCCGGCCACGCUGCCCGCGGACAUCAUGGUCGCUACGCUUAGCAAUGCCGUUGGCGAACGUGUCGAACGGCGCCAAUUCCGGUACAAGGUUCUAGGGAACAUCGUCUGCCCCUCGACUGGCAGCACCGAUGGUGAUCAUUUAGGUGGACCGGUGAACGCCCGCUGCGGCAAAUGCCGGACACGGCAGCAGCGAGCACUGGCACUGGUGGGAAGUGCCGGAAGAUCUACGGUCAAUGUAUACACUGCGGCGAGGCUGGAACCAGAAAUGGAUCCGAUGCUUCUGGCACUAGAGACACGGUUGAGACGACUCCUGGUAGCGACUCCCACGAUCGGCAGUCAGCUCUGGUCCGUCAGUAAGUUCGCCCUCAAAACGCUGAACGCAAUUUUGCAGCGAAUCCGCCGCGAGCACCAGAUGACAGCCAGCUUGGAGUGCAAGGUGGCCUUUACGGAGUAUUCCGGCUGGGGAGCGAAACUGGUGGGCACCCGCACCAAGCGGCUAAGCCACCGGGCCUCUGUGGGGUCUCUGGUGGACGUGCGGGUUGACGGAGGGAACGAAUUGGUUGUUAUACCGGGUGGUGGUGCUCUUGUUACCGCCGAAAGUGAACUAGUUGAGAUUCGCGAGUUCGGUCGGACUGACCGCGAGGGAGGUGACGAAGACCAUCCGGAUCAUCCGGACCACCCGGAUUACGAUACGUUCGAUCACAUUCUGCAGGCCACCUCCCAUCACGAGGCCAUGUAUGCGUACUACUACCUGGAUGCCGACAAUAAGGUUAAGGUAACGGAGAUUUUCGACAUGACGGACGAUGGCAGCCCGGCACUGCAGACGGUCCAGGAACGGGAGGUGAACCAACAGCUGGAGUACGACAACGAUUGGGAAACGACACAGCCAGGUAUGGCCCGGUCCGCAGAUAUACCCACGCCCAAAGCCCAUAGUUGGACGUCGUCGAUGAGCCAGUGUAUUGUAAACCACAAUCCACGGCACGGAGUCUUUGAGCCGUUAGCAUCCCAAUCGGGCUCCAGCCAUCCGCGUCAGCAUCAGCCUCUAAGCGCCGAUAUUGUGUGUCGAACCGUUGCAUGUGUCUAUAUUUCCUCUACACCGAAACGUACGAUCGAGACGGCCUGAUGGAUCUCGAUGAGUUGAUCGAACCAUGCCUGUACCCGAACCAGCACCCCCACAUGCACCACUAUCGGCACCACCACCACUACGGUCAUCAGCUCGAGCAGAACCAUUCCCUCGACCCGGUGGCAACCUCGACGGCUCUCCAGCAGUGGCAGCAGCUGCAGAUCGAAGAGCUUCCCAGUGACGACACCGGCAGCAUCGACGACACCUUGUACCUACAACCGGAAGCGGACCAGCAACAGGCCUUGCUUUCGGAAGCCACCACGCUCCUGCUCAGCAAACCGCCGCCGGCUUACUCGAUAGUAGAAAUGUGAUACGCUCCGUGUGGGCGGGGCUUAUGUCGCCAACACACGGGGACAUGCGUGUGACAAGUGCACCAUGAUGAUAUUAGCGCAUUAACGGAAAGUUACCAUAGCAAGCAAACCCAAAAGUGAUGCAACGUGCGAGAAUCUUUGCUGUUCAAUGUAUGCAUGUGUGUGUUUGUGUUCAUUGAUGUAUGUAAGGAAUAUUGAAUAAUUAUCCCACAACUAUGAGUUGUGCGUUUUUAUUGAAAUCGAAUGCUUACGGAUACGAAGGACUGCGUACCAGUAGGAGAAACAUUAGGCAGGAACCUAUGUGACUCUAUCAUCCCCCAAAACGAUCAUUAGGUGCGAUUCUGAAAAUUAAGAAACACAGUAGGAAAAGUAUGUGUGAAUGUGAGAAAGCUGAUCAACCAUUUCAUCAAUUAGAUUAACCGAACCAAAUCGUAUUGUGUCUUAUUAAAAAAAAACAUGAAAACUGGAAACUGUAAUGUGAAGAUUUCGAGAGAAAAAAAAAGUUACGAAAGUGGAAACUUGUCAAAGGCUGUGCAAUCGGGAGAGUUUCCCCUUCUAAUCCGAGGUCCAGUCUAAUUAAAGCCACAGAGAGAGAGAGAGAGCCACACUCCGAAAACAACGAAAAGUCGUAAUCGUAGGCUAGUAGAAACGUUGCAAGUGAAACGGAAAUCCUAAUCAAACGAAACCAUUGUACCUUAGCAGUAGAGCAAAUUGAAUAGCGAGAGAGUAGCCCAAUGUGUACCGAGCAGGAGCGCGGGUUUACAGUUCAACUCCAGAAAAGGAUGGAACGAGAAGUUCUAGUGUGCCUAGUACCUAGUGGUUAUUUUAUUUUUAUGAGUUAUUGUGUUAGCAUUUUUUUUAAUCAAUUGAAACUGUGUCUCGUGUUUUAUGAUUUGUAGUAGAAGGCAAUGAAACAAAAAAUUGCGUUCGUUUUAGGAUAAAGAAAAGGCUUUAUUUGGUUUGUUUUAUAAUUUAUAUUUAUGCAGCAUACGAAGAAACAUAGACGGUGAUAUAACCGCAGAUCCAUUAUUUAUAUUUAAUGCGACUAUUUUACGAUGAAAUAAAAUUUUCUAAUUAUAUAAAA